Molecule: messenger RNA, 1601 nt
Organism: Blastomyces dermatitidis ER-3
Lineage: Eukaryota; Fungi; Ascomycota; Eurotiomycetes; Onygenales; Ajellomycetaceae
Product: Yip1 domain family protein
Exons: 4
Coding region: 12-1061 (349 amino acids)
Biological process (GO): vesicle-mediated transport
Cellular component (GO): membrane; Golgi apparatus
Molecular function (GO): small GTPase binding
Source: RefSeq, a predicted model, not a curated record
UGGCAAUAGCGAUGACGUUGCCCAGCUCGAGCUUGAUUCCAUAUCUGGCAACUGGAAGCAUCAACAACCACCACAACCUGCAUCAACACUCAUGUCUCUGCUGCUGUAGCCCAACCGCGACAAUGGCCAACCGGGGUUACGAUGUAGUAGUCGACGUCGAUGCUGAGGGUGACCUUGGCCACACCGACCUUCAAGAAGAUCUCGAAUUCCACCCGUCCAACUUUGAAGAGAACUCCAACACCGCCAAACCCCACCACGCCGACACAACCCCCUUCCUAGGCUCCUCUCAAGGCGGAGCUUCAUCUCGCCUCCGCGGCACCUCCCCCGGCGGCACCCCUUCCAAACACCGCUUCUGGACCCUAACAUACUACUCCCAAUUCUUCGACGUCGACACCUCCGAAGUCGUCCGCCGCUGCACCGCGACCCUCUACCCACGCACAAACUUCCUCGACGUCCUCGACGGCAACCCAGAUCUCUACGGGCCCUUCUGGAUCGCCACGACCGUCGUCGUCAUCCUGUUCCUCACAGGCACCGUCUCGCAGUAUCUAGCGCGCAGGGGCGAAGACCACUUCGAGUACGAUUUCAGCCUCCUAUCUGGCGCCGCGGGCCUGAUUUAUGGAUACACGGGCAUCAUACCGAUUGCGUUGUGGGGGGCGCUGAGGUGGUUUGCGCGGGCAGGCGGCGGUAGUGGUGAGGACUUGGUGGAGUGCUGGGCGCUGUACGGGUAUGCGAAUCUGGUGUGGAUUGUGGUGGCGUUGGUGAGCUGGAGUCCGUUGACGGUGCUGAAUUGGGUGCUGGUCGGUGUCGGGUUUGGGUGGUCGGUAUUCUUCAUGUUGCGCAAUCUGUACCCCGUGAUCAGCGCGACGGAUGCGAAGACGAGUAAGGUGUUGCUGGUUGCGGUUAUUUUGCUACAUGCUGGGUUGGCCAUUGCCAUUAAGAUUCUGUUCUUUGCGCACGGAAGCCCGGCGUCAGACAAGAAUAAGAAUAAGAAUAAGGAUGACAAAGGCGAUAAGCAUGAUGGCAAAAACGAUAAGAUGGUGCGGAUGUUUUAUGGGAUGUGAAAGAUAUAUCAACGUGAUUUGAUGCGACGCUGAAUGGGAUGACCACUUAUCUACCUCAAUUAUUUUACUUCCGUUUGCUUGAAGAACGGCUAUGAUGGUUUUUAUCUAUUUGUUUCUUAUAUCCUGAGUUUUUGUUGUGUUUUUCCUUUAUUCGUUUUCACAACACUAUCUUGUCUAUUCUCAUUGAUGGUUAUUUUUUUAUUUUUUUUCAUAUAUAUAUAUCCCACAAGCGGAUCGGGUAUUUGUAUUUUUAGCAAUCUGCCGGAUGUCUUCCCCUAUUAAUCUCCUUAUACGUUUGCAUCUAUAAACAGCCUACAUAUAUGCUAUUAUGUUUAUGUUAGAUAGAGAAUGGAAUGGAACCAACCGCGGGGACAAUGAGCUUGGAACUUCUAGUGUCUAAGACACCAGAUCUCUGUUUUUGAUCUAUUUCCAAUCGUUUAAGGUAUAUUUUGUUGAUCGCCAAGCUCACGGUUUACUUUCCGGGAAUAUUUCUACAAAGAUAAAUUCUCUUUUUCAAAGGACGAACUAGUAAUUCAGGAA